AUGGAAGACGAGCUACAACUCCUUUUGGCUAAACUUUCAGACCAUGAAAAGGAGCUAUUAAGGACAUACUUCCUCAACCAAAAUGUCCAUAGUAAAGUUAGGUCCCAAUUCACAAAAGAAGAAGACGCAAAGUUAAUUCAAUUAGUUCAGAAAUACACAGCCAACAACUUUAAUGCCAUUGCGAAAGAGCUUCCAGGUAGAUCCGUUAGACAAUGCAGAGAACGCUGGAAACAUUAUCUCAGCCCAUCAGUGAGAAAUACCCCUUGGACAGAAGAUGAAGAUAAUCUUCUAAGGAUGAAAUAUUAUGAAUUGGGACCAAAGUGGGUUGAAAUUUCCUCUUAUUUCCAAAACAGGACAGACGUAAAUAUUAAAAAUAGAUGGAUUGUGCUGAUGCGCAAGGAUUCAAAGAACAUACUUUCAGUAUCUCAUGCUAAGCGCUCACCACCCACAGUAGUUGGUGAAAUUCAUCACGGCAUUGCUUUUGAUUCAAUUGAUUUUACAUAUGAUAACUCACAAAUGUCUUUCGAUUCUAAUUUUGAACCGCAACAACUAUCAAUUGAGGAAAAUUUCUUAUAA
This is a messenger RNA of Trichomonas vaginalis G3, 576 nucleotides long. RefSeq names its product RNA polymerase II transcription regulator recruiting protein. Gene Ontology annotation, biological process: regulation of DNA-templated transcription. Gene Ontology annotation, cellular component: nucleus. Gene Ontology annotation, molecular function: DNA-binding transcription factor activity, RNA polymerase II-specific; RNA polymerase II cis-regulatory region sequence-specific DNA binding. The record is from RefSeq and is a predicted model, not a curated record. The transcript has a single exon. The coding region runs from base 1 to 576 and encodes 191 amino acids. Lineage: Eukaryota; Parabasalia; Trichomonadida; Trichomonadidae.